GAGAAGACAUUUGCAUGUUGUUAGGAUUUUUGUACCAUCCUCAUUUCCCAUCAUUUUCCAUCAUCCGCCCCCACAACCCCAUGAAAUCCGAAGCUUUCCACUGAGAAAAUCAAGAAAAAAAAAUGUUGUUUUUCUGGAGAUGCCCUUGUCCUCCAUUAUUGCUCCCUCUUUGAGCUCAAUUGAACAAUGGGGUGAGGGCAUUUAAGUCACUGAACUGACAAUUAACGUUCAGGAUAUAUUACCAUCGUGGCCACUGAAAGCGAAGGGCUUCUCAUUUUGGGCAUGCCUAGAAUAUCCACAGAUGAAAGUGAAACCAAGCCAUUUGGGAACCCCAAUAAAAUUUCAAAAGUAGAAUUGGAAAUGAUGAGGAGGGGCGUGCCUGUUUGAUUACUGAGAAAGCUUCGUGAGUGCGAAACAGAAAGAGAGAGAUUGCAGAGAAAAAAGAAAGAAAAAAAAAAGUUGUGCAAACAAAUUCUGAGAGACCCACAUGGAGCUACAAUCAUCAAAAGCGAGAUGGAGGCAAAUCGGCUUUGUUCGCUGGUUCCCUUGAUGCUUGACACCGGAGCUCGCUUUUCAAUCAUAAUACGCAGUCGCGGUUUCGAAUAAGAGGUGGGUUUUCUCAGACUUCUCUCUCUCAGGUCUUCUUCACUUUGGCACUGAUAUUAUCGCAAUCCAGAACAGAUGGUGGUGAGUUUUGGGUCUUUGGGAAGAUUUAAGAAUCUCUAGUCUGCAAAUGGAACAAUGAAAUUCAGUGCGCGGAUGUUUGAGUUUUGUACGCUGUCUCCGAAAGGAAAUGUACGAGGCUGCGAAUCUCUCGGUGAUGGUUUUAAUGCUUUCGAUUCUGAAGCAAAUUAGGGGCGAAGGGGCGAUCCGAGUACCAAUUGCUUUUGGCUGAAAAUACAGUUCUUCUUCCAUUUGCCUUCCAUUUCAUCUUUCUGCUAAAUUUGGAUCGUCUGUCGUCUGAUCUGAUCUUCUAAUAUCAAAAGGUUAUAAAUUGGGUGCUUAAAUUGAGUUAGAGAUGCACUUUGUGCAUGUGGUCGUUCAGUUCAAAGCUUGGAGUGUUUGAUUCAGAAAGUAGGAGGCUGUAAGUUUCUUCCACAUCUUACUUUCCUCUUUUAUCUUCGAGUACGUAUCUUUUUGUGUAGAAAGCUUUUGCGGCUGUUCUGAGGUGCUGUGGGUCUUUUGUUCUUAAUGUGCUCUGUUUACCAUAUUUAAACAAGCUGCAAUAAAUCAAUAAGAAUGGCUGAAAUAAGGUUAACUAGAGUAGAACAAGGCCAAACCAAGAUUAAAAAUGUUCCAAUUGCUGUAACCCCAGAAGGUUUUUGGUGCUGCCCUUCUCCUGUUGUUUUUCAGAAGACCCUCAAAAGUCAAAAUACUCUAAACAAACCUAAACCUGCCUCCCUUCCCCCUAAGAUCCCUGUCGAGAAGAAAUCAUCCCCUGUGACUGAUAGAAAGCCAGCACUUACGAGAUCACGGUCAGCUGCUGUUUCUGAUGAUGACCGAAAAGGCAAUGCUGAUACUUCUGGCUUUAGUGCCCCAGAGGCUGUACAUAGGGUAUCACGACCUAAGAUUGAAAAUAUGCCAAGAAAAAUAGCAAUUGAGUUUGGCGAGCCUGGGACAAGUAAUAUAAAGGUUGUUUUACUCGGGAAGCAAGGAUUUUCGGUGAAGUUAAGCGUUCAUAAAAAUGUUUUGAUGGAUAAUAGUACCUUUUUUGCCAAUAAACUUUCUGAUCAAGAAGGUUCCUCUCUGGAAAUUGGUGAUUGUGAAGAUGUUGAAAUAUAUGUUGAAACUGUGGGAUUGAUGUACUGCAAAGAAAUGAAGCAAUGGCUGAUGAAGCAAAAUGUUUCUCGUGUUCUGCGAAUUCUGAAGGUUGCUGAAUUUCUUGGCUUCAAGUCAUGCAUGCAAUCAUGUCUAGAAUACUUGGAAGCUGUCCCUUGGGUUGGUGAUGAAGAAGAAGAGAAGGUUGUCACGUCCAUCCUCCGACUUCAAAGUGAGGGCAUUGGAGUGAGCCCAGUACUGAAACGAGUGUCUGCUGGUGUGUCUAAACCCCAUAAAGACACUCUUUCCCAUAUCAUCGAACUUGUUCUUAGAAGCAAUGAGGAGAGAGGCCGACGGGAAAUGAAAUUGGUGGUCCUGAGGCUCCUUAGGGAGAACCAGAGUGUCCCCAGCCAUGCGAGUUCAACCGACAUUUGCAAUGAAAUUAUUUACUCUUCUUGUAGAAACUGUUUGUCUUCACUACUGUGCCUCUUCCAGCAGGCUGCUGAAACUGAUUUUACUGACAGAUCAGUGGACAGGAAAGAACCGGUGCUGAAGCAAAUCACUCUAGAGGCUGAUAACCUUUCGUGGUUGCUUGAGAUCUUAGCUGACAGGCAAGCAGCUGAUGAGUUUGCAGUUAUGUGGUCGAAGCAUCAGGAACUAGCCGCUCUACAUGCGAAGUUGCCUAUUGUUUCUCGUUACCAUGUUAGCUGCAUAACAGCAAGGUUAUUCGUUGGCAUUGGCAAAGGAGAGCUCUUACCAGCAAAGGAGACCCGUAAACUGUUGUUACACACAUGGUUAGAACCGUUGAUCAAUGAUUAUAGCUGGUUAAAACACGGUUGUGGGUCGUUUGAUCGAAAGGUCGUGGAGGAAGGAAUUGGUCGGACGAUCCUCACUCUACCUCUAGAGGAUCAGCAGAGCAUUCUGCUAACUUGGUUGGGCAGUUUUCUGAAGGUUGGGGAUAGCUGCCCAAAUCUCCAACGAGCGUUCGAGGUUUGGUGGCGUCGGACCUUCAUUCGACCCUAUGUUGAGGCACAAGGAAGCAUUCACCAGCAAGAUUGCUCAAUCACACCCCAGUUGGGGCCUUAAAUACAUGCCAGUGCCAGCAUAUGAUGGAAUGCAAGUAUAGAUAUGGAUCGUUCAAGCAUCUCUCUCUGAGUUGAAGAUGAACAAAAACUGACCAUUGGGGGGCAGGCAAAGUGUAUUGCUUAUAGUUUAUUAUGUCGAAUGAAUUUCGAAUAUCAUCGAGAAUGAUCUCGAUGAAGUGAAUUGCUCUGUUUGAGUUCAAUUUGAAUGUAGUAGUAUCAGUCGGAUGUGCAUUUUAUACUCGGAAUGCACCUCUGUUAUCAUUACUCAUCCUUGUUGAAGUUGAAAAUCAAGGUGUUGGCUGCUUUUCUUUGCUUAUGCUAUUGAAAUUUACUUUGUAACACCAAGAUAGAGCUAUGGGUGUGUUUUCUGCAAGUUGUUUUAUAAAACUGGUUUAUAGAUCUGUUGAUUGAUUU
Messenger RNA from Momordica charantia (bitter melon), 3257 nucleotides. NCBI's taxonomy places the organism in Eukaryota, Viridiplantae, Streptophyta, Magnoliopsida, Cucurbitales, Cucurbitaceae. The record is from RefSeq and is a predicted model, not a curated record.